AUGGCCAGUGGGAAUGUCUGGCUAGCCAACCAGUCUCCCUGGGCGCGUGGCCUAGCAACGGAGAGGGGGCGCAGGCCUGAUGGGAAUGAUUCCACUGGAAAUGGGUACCAUCCUAAUCCUCUCAGCCUAUCAGAAGGCCGGGUUGCCAGCCUGGCGGCUCAGCCAAUCACAAGCUGUUUGUCGGUUACCCCUGCUUUCUUCCUUAGGAAAACUGCAGGACGGACUCUGCACAUCACCACCCGGCAGCUCUGUGGGCUCCCCUGGAACAGUCUGAGCUUAGCUCAGCGCGGGCUCACCAAGACCUACACUGUUGGCUGUGAGGUGGCAGUGAGUACCUGGACUUGACCUCCAACGAGAUCCCUUUCCGGGCCCUUCCCCAAAUCGUGGGCUUGUUUCUUGCUCCUCUGGCUAUUUCAGCCCUGGCUGUCUUUGUAAACCUUAAGGGCUGUCCUCGAUCUCUCUUGCUAUUUCCCAAGCCCAGUGCCUCAGCAAAUUCUGGCUGCUCCCUUGCCCCCUAGGCCCACACCAGCCAAGCCGCCUCACCUGCUCGCUGACACAGGUGCUGCUGCAUCUGCUUUGACUGCUAAUAAGUUGCAUUUAGAAGAAGCCACCGCCUCGGAGAAUCGGGGUAUUAAAGCGGCACGAGAGCUGCCACGGCCCCGGGAGGACCUCUCAGCAGUGGAGGUCCCGGAUCGGCGGUUCGGGCCGGGCAACGGGCGCGCGGUGGCUGCGCGGACGCUGCAGGUCUGCUGGCAAAUCCAUUCGGCAGAUUGGCCAAAGUUAAGUGUCCAGGUGGCGGCGCCGCAGUCUUAUGGCUAUGGCCUGGGGCAGGGGGUCCUGGGGUGGCUCCGCCAGGAGCUGGGCGGACUGCGCGUGCCCAGGAGCACAGCUGCGCUCAGGCACGAGACGACUCUCCGGCUGCCCACCGCAGACUGA
Chlorocebus sabaeus (green monkey) is the source of this 936-nucleotide messenger RNA. NCBI's taxonomy places the organism in Eukaryota, Metazoa, Chordata, Mammalia, Primates, Cercopithecidae. The record is from RefSeq and is a predicted model, not a curated record.